AGAGAGAGAGAGAGAGAGAGAGAGCCCAAAAGAAAAGUACAUUGAUAGAAGCUAAGAUCUCUGCAACCGUUAACAGAAGACACACAGACAGAGGAAAAAGAGAGAGAUUAUAAAUAUUUCGUGCUGUGUUGUUCAUUUUGUUUUCUUUCUCUGUUUCUUAAAGACUAUCAACGAGCGCUCUUUGUCCUGCAAAAGUACCUCCUUAAUUCGCUCUUGCAGGUGCUUCUUUUUGUCAGAUCUCGAUUCUCAAAGCCCUGGAAUCAAGCUCCAACAAGCAACUACUCAGUCUUCGUUGUCUCCAACUCAAAGUUUCCAUUUUAAUUUAGAGAGCGACACUGCUCUGUUUACUCUGUUUUUCUCCACUCCUUUUCAACACUUGCCAAACCAUGCCUUAUUCUUUCAGAUAAAGCCAAAUUUGAUAGGAGAGAUACCGUUGAGUGACACUUAAGGCACUGCCAAAUUGCCAAUCUCGGAAUUGGUGGACUUUUAAGAAUUUAAUACACUGCAAGAUUGUAACUUCCUUCAGCAAAAGUUGUAACAGACGGCCAAGCCUAUACGAGUGGCACUCUACUUGUUCUUUCUUCAAAAGAGAAAACGAGACAAGCACUACUACUACUAUCUUUCAAAGGAGUUAAAGAAGGCAACGGAUUGCGGCCUUUCACACAUUUGUCAUUAAAAGAGUACCUUGCUUACUCUGCUUUUCCCAUUAUAAAUCCCCCGGCUAAACUCUCACGUGCAAGGUCGCAGAGACUGAGAUUUGGAUCUAUUUGGUCUCUAAACAAUGUUACCUCAGAAACAAGCAGAGGAGGCCAUGGUCUCGAGCUUCAACUUGACUGAGCGUGAUGACAGGGAGGAAGAGAAGGCAGACGAGCCAGGUUUUGGCCUCAAAAGCAUUCUCUGGCAUGGCGGGUCUGUAUAUGAUGCAUGGUUCAGCUGCGCAUCCAAUCAGGUUGCUCAGGUUCUGUUAACGCUGCCAUACUCUUUCUCUCAAAUGGGGAUGCUUUCAGGGAUUAUUCUGCAGGUCUUUUAUGGUCUGCUUGGAAGCUGGACUGCUUAUCUGAUCAGUGUUCUCUACGUCGAGUACCGAAGCAGAAAAGAGAAAGAGAAUGCCAACUUCAAGAACCAUGUCAUUCAGUGGUUUGAAGUGCUGGAUGGUUUACUGGGUCCGUACUGGAAAGCUGCCGGCUUGGCCUUCAACUGUACCUUCCUUCUCUUUGGAUCUGUUAUCCAGCUUAUAGCUUGUGCAAGUAAUAUAUACUACAUAGAUGACCAUUUAGACAAGAGGACAUGGACUUAUAUCUUUGGAGCUUGCUGUGCAACCACUGUGUUCAUACCCUCCUUCCACAACUACAGAAUUUGGUCCUUCCUUGGGCUGGGAAUGACCACCUACACUGCUUGGUAUUUGACCAUUGGAGCCAUUGUUAAUGGCCAGGUGGAGGGUGUACAACACUCUGGCCCAAAAAAAUUGGUAUUGUAUUUCACAGGCGCCACCAAUAUACUGUACACUUUCGGCGGGCACGCUGUCACCGUGGAAAUCAUGCAUGCAAUGUGGAAGCCUCAGAAAUUCAAGUACAUAUAUCUGCUGGCCACCCUCUAUGUAUUCACCCUUACUCUUCCAUCUGCUACUGCUAUGUACUGGGCCUUUGGCGACAAACUCCUCAACCAUUCCAACGCCUUCGCGCUCCUUCCCCGGAAUGGAUGGCGUGACGCUGCAGUUGUUUUAAUGCUCAUUCACCAGUUCAUAACAUUUGGAUUCGCUUGUACACCAUUAUAUUUUGUGUGGGAAAAAGUCAUUGGAAUGCAUGACACAAAGAGCAUAUUCUUGAGGGCACUUGUGCGGUUGCCUGUGGUGGUGCCAAUAUGGUUCUUGGCCAUUAUAUUUCCUUUCUUUGGUCCCAUUAAUUCAGCUGUGGGGGCUCUUCUGGUCAGCUUCACAGUCUACAUCAUCCCCUCUUUAGCACAUAUGCUUACUUUCAGAUCGGCCUCCGCCCGACAGAAUGCGGCGGAGAAGCCUCCAUUCUUCCUUCCCAGCUGGACGGUCAUGUAUGUAGUGAACACAUUUAUAGUGGUAUGGGUGCUGGUGGUCGGGUUCGGAUUUGGAGGGUGGGCGAGCAUGAACAACUUCAUCAAGCAAGUUGACACUUUCGGCCUCUUUGCCAAGUGCUAUCAGUGCCCACCCAAAGCCCCCGUAGGCACAAAAAAUCACUAAAACUGUCUUCUCUCCUGUAUUAUACAUAAGGAGCAUCAGCAUUUCCCCUGUAUUUCUCCCUCUUUUUGUUUAGUCUUUACCGUACUGUGAAAGGUCAUGUUUCCUUCUUUAGUUUCAAAGCAGUAUCAUAUUUUGAUA
Molecule: messenger RNA, 2347 nt
Organism: Alnus glutinosa
Lineage: Eukaryota; Viridiplantae; Streptophyta; Magnoliopsida; Fagales; Betulaceae
Product: auxin transporter-like protein 2
Exons: 9
Coding region: 782-2209 (475 amino acids)
Cellular component (GO): plasma membrane
Source: RefSeq, a predicted model, not a curated record